GGUUGGUCGACUAGAGUCUUGGCCUUACUGCCAAGACCGAGACCGGCUUCGUCUGUCAGUCAGGUGAAUGGCCGCGUAACUGGUGCUUUGACGAACCGCCGGCCUCUUUUUCUCUCCUCGAAUUCAAGGUCGUUCUCUUUUUGGGCGCCCAGAGGAACACGCCACGCCAUCCCACAGCCACGCCACGUGUAACUACGCCAGGCUAUAGUAGCUGUCUACAUCGCCCUCGCUGCAGGCGUGGGUACCCUGUGCUUGCUUCCUUUUUCUUUCCCUUCUUCGUCUCCAUCUUCCUCUCGAACUUCUUGACGAAGCUGGGCGUACAGAUCGUUGGAUGACCGCCUCUCGUAUCUCCACCAUGGCCAGCUCACGCACCCGGAUGCCGCUUGCCGUCCUGCUGUUGACUACUUUGCUGUUGCUGGGCGCGGGUACUCUGCUAAUCGCAGUCAGAGGUGAUGGCGCUGCGGAUGGUGAUGGAACUGCUUCUGGAGCAGACACAGUGGCGGUCGUUGGCUCUGAUGGAGGAGAUGAACCUGUGGAAGAUAUGGCGUUAGGCCCUGCACCUGGUGUUGACUUGGCCGUUGUAUUUCCAAAAAGCAAAGACAAACUUCUUCCGGCAGGACAGCCAGCCAGCGUUCUUCUUGGCAUCAACAAUGGAGCCGAGUCUGAUGUCAAAGUGACGGAGAUCCGCGCAACCUUGAACUACCCAUAUAACCACAGCUAUGUUUUCCAGAAGUUCUCUCCACAGGAUUUUGAGCAUGGCGAUGUUCCUCUGGGAGUCCAAGCAUCGUUUGCAUACGAGUUUGUGCCCAGUGUACAGCUUCAGCCAAGGGAAUAUUCUCUCGUCGCCACUGUCUUUUAUGAGGUGGAUGGGCAACCUCACAGUGCUGUCUUUUACAAUGGGACAAUUGAGAUCGUUGAACCAAGUGGUGUCUUCAGUGGGGAGACACUUUUCCUUGUAACUCUUGGUAUUGCUGUUAUCACUUUGAUUGGCAUGUGGCUGCACCAGCAGUUCCAGCGGUUCACGAAGAACCAACGCUCAAUAAGACCUAAGAAGAUUGAGAUGGGAACCAAGACACUGGAUGAGACAAACCCAUGGCUUCAGGGAACGGCUGUGGACAUGAAGAAGUCGAAGUCGAUAGCACAACCAAGGAAGUCAGAGACAAAGAAGAAGCAGAAGAGCAAGGACAAGGAUGAUGAUUCCAAGAAGCAGAAGCCCAAGGAAAAGGACGAGGAUUCGAAGAAAUGAGGUGUAUGUGUGUGUGUACGGAGAGAGAGAGAGAGAGAGAGAGAGAGAGAGAGAGAGAGAGAGAGAGAGAGAGAGAGAGAGAGAGAGAGAGAGAGAGAGAGAGAUGGUUUAAGGAUACGGAGAGAGCAGUUCAUACUGGGACCACUGGUUGAGUCUCAAGGCCAGAAUGGCUAGAUUGGAGAAGGCAUCCUUCUCUAGGGUGUUCUGGGAGGAAAGGAUGGUCCUAGAGCAGGGAGCACAGGGCAGUGCCUUAUGGAUUUUCUCAGAUUAGUGAGCAGCAGACGACAGUGCCUGACAAAGCUGAACGUCUGCCUUCGCGGUGCUGUGUUGUUCUGUCUUUCUGUUUUUGCCGUUGCCAGUUUUGUUAAUGCUAUCCAUCAGCAGCAUGCUGAUUCAUUGCAUGUUGCUGAUUUGUUUUGCUUCACAGGUUGCCUUUUCUUGUUCUUUUGUUCCGCAGUUGGUGAUUGGUGAGUGGUGUUGUGGUUUUCAUCUUCCCUUUAUGGAUGCAAAAAUAUCAAGCACGAGGUAAAUCCGAUAGGCCGACCGACGAGUUGAUGAAUUAUUGUCAUGCAGCUUCGUUCUGGGAGAGCAGACGUACAAGUAAAAUCAGGAGCCUGCCGCAUUGACUCAAAUACUGAAAGGUAGGUGGAGUGUUUGAAGUUGCUUUUGCAUCAAGGUACCUAGAGUUUGUCUUUUGUUCAGAAAUCAGUCUUUCGAUCUCUUUUUUUUUUUUUAAUGCUUUCAACCGCACAACAACAUCAGGAAGCGGCAGCCGAUGAAAGGUGGCCACUGAACAAUACCUUCCCUUCCUCUGCGAAAGAUGUAGCUAAGGUAUUACCCCAAGCACUGAAACAUCCGCAACAGUUGGGCGAUGUCGGCAGCACAAUGAAGAGAAUUGUUGGAUGCCAAUGGUGAGUAGUGGCGGAGUAGGUUGUUGGAAAAUGUGUUUGUCAAAUUAUCCGCAUUCGUCUUUUUUUUUUUUUUUCCCAAGUUAAAAGGUAAAACAGGUUUAGUGGUAUUUCAGUUGUCUGUUUCAGGAGUCAUGAAGGUUAGCAAUUGGCUGGAUUCAACGUUCAGCGGCUUCAGCCAUACGUAUAUCCUUUAACAACUCUCUUCAUUGUUUUGGGUGCACACGUCGUUUUUGUCGGCCUUGUUUUCAGUUGCGGCUCAUUCGUGCGCACACGUUGUUUUCGUCAGCCUUGUUUCUCGACUUUUAUCGAAUUGCUCUCCGCGUCCUCGUAUACGACUGCCUCCUCUUCACUGUUUGAACACGGGGAACAACCUAGUCGCGCUUAACCCUCUGUGAGAACUGCACGGUAGCACGGAUUGUGCAUCAGUAAUAUGUAUGCUCUUAUCUACUAGCCCAGGCAAGCUUGUUGAGCGAUGUUGAAUUGUGGAAGUGAUGGGAAUGCACGCAUGAGGGCAAAGUAAAACCCCUCUUACCUA
This is a messenger RNA of Chara braunii, 2692 nucleotides long. NCBI's taxonomy places the organism in Eukaryota, Viridiplantae, Streptophyta, Charophyceae, Charales, Characeae. The record is from the annotation of a GenBank genome assembly.